This is a messenger RNA of Aspergillus luchuensis, 2298 nucleotides long. RefSeq lists its product as uncharacterized. The record is from RefSeq and is a predicted model, not a curated record. Lineage: Eukaryota; Fungi; Ascomycota; Eurotiomycetes; Eurotiales; Aspergillaceae. The transcript is spliced from 8 exons. Gene Ontology annotation, molecular function: DNA binding; zinc ion binding; DNA-binding transcription factor activity, RNA polymerase II-specific. Gene Ontology annotation, biological process: regulation of DNA-templated transcription; DNA-templated transcription. The coding region runs from base 1 to 2298 and encodes 765 amino acids.
AUGGACUCCCGUAGCCGUCUGUCCGGAAGAAAGUACAAUUUUGCAUGUCUUGCCUGCCGCCAGCGUAAGGUCAAAUGUGAUGGCCGCAAGCCAACCUGCAAAAACUGUGCGCGGUCAAACUCGAGCUGUUACUACAAGAAUGACUCGACAGCCGCAUUACACAUGGCCGGGGAGCUGCACACCAAAGAGGCCCGGAUCCGCGAGCUAGAAGAUCGAGUCCGAGAACUCACUGCCACGGAGACCGGCGCCCACGAUAGUCGCCCUGCCAGUUCAUCCUCACAGCCGCAGCCGCAACCGGACAUGCCAGCACUAACCGCUCCAACACAGACAACCACAACGGGCCCGGUAGCAUUGUCCGUAUUACCGUUGCGCGUUCCUCCAGAGGCGCAUACUGAACCGGCGGAUCAGGAGCGCUACGAGGGUGAUAACAUUAUCAUCACUAAUACAGAUGGAAAACAAUAUUUUGGCGCCACCUCGCGGUUUCGUGGUCUCUCGGAUCAUAAGGAGGUGCACGAUGGACAGACCCAGAAAAAGGAGACGGAGGUUCGAGCGACAGAGCUGUACCAUCAGAGAUGGCUGUCCUCCAAUGCCCGGUUUCAGGCCUCCUGGGAGCGUACAGCGUACGAGAAUAUACCUCGUUAUACAGACGUGGAUCCCACCAUCUGUAUCAAUCUCCUGGAAGUGUAUUGGGCAUGGCAAGCUCCCCUGCAUAACUGUGUUUAUCGACGCUGUUUCUUCCGCGAUAUGGCUCUUGGGGGGCCAUACUUUUCCACCUUUCUCUUGAAUGUAAUCCUCGCGCAUGCCUGUCGACACCUGCCAGAGAAUGAUCUACGGUUUGCGUCCUUUGAGCGAGGAGAGUUCUUUCUACGGGAGGCGUUGCACCUCUUGGUUCGAGAGAUGAGACAGAGCAAACCUCGGAUUCCAACCAUCCAAGGACUCUUGAUCUUAGGUGGCAGGCAGUGCGCAGUUGGGAAUAGUAGCGAAGGAUGGCUAUAUACGGGCAUGGCAAUAAGAAUGCUCACAGACCUCGGCCUCCACAUAAAGCGUAGCUAUGCGGACCUCACGAAAUCAAUGGAGCCAGAUGAUUUGGAAGUACGGAAGAGAUUGUUUUUAUCCUGUUAUGCGUGGGACAAAUCAAUUAGUCUUUGCCUAGGACGAUCUCCGUCUUUGACUGACAUGCCCUUUUCCCCUUCCACGCUUUUUGACUUGUCCGACGAUGAUGACCUCUGGCAGCCUCCGCACCUAUUGGGGACUGGUAAAAUCUACCCCGCAACCAAAUGUCAUAGUACAUUGACCUUUAUAAAUUUCUGCAAAUUAGCCAAGAUCAUUAAUGAGACCUACAAUGUUAUCUACAACGGUCCGGUUGGAAACGUGGAAAUGAGCGUCAUAUCGGAUUUGGAAAACAAGUUGAUGGCAUUCAGGCAGGAACUCCCAGCAGCCCUUCAGAUUGAAGACCCGACAAGCUUACAGUCCUGCGUUCCUCCUCAUAUUCUCUGUCUCAAUAUAUUAUGCCACACUGUCCUAAUCUUGCUUUACCGACCGUUUUUCGUCUGGUUGUGGCACCCGAAUCUGCAGAAUAAUCCCCUGGCACUACGGGCGCAAGUGGUGUGCACCGAGCAAGCCAUGCGCGUGAAUGAGCUCUUCCGCGCGUAUGGCCGACUAUUCAACUUCGAAUUCCAAAGCUAUUUGAUUUCCUACUGCGUGUACACGGCGGCUACAAUCGAUGUGCGACUAGCGCAACACAACAACAAACGUCUGGCGCACAUGGCGAUAGAUCGCCUGGCGGUAACAUUGCACAUGUUGGAGACGGAAGUCAAGCAAACACCGGGCAUGCGGCGCAGCAUCGAGAUUAUUCAUUCGCAUAUUGGGCAGCGCUGGUCGUUGAAGGGACAAAUGCAGCAGCCUCAGGCUUCUUCCUCCACCAACGGACAGGAGCAGCUACCCAUCUGUUUGCUGGAGAAGGGAGGACCCGUAGGAGAAGGGGGGGAAGGAGAAGGCGGAGGGAGAGGCCAGCCUUUUCCAAAGUCCCAGUUCGAUGAAUCUGCUCUUGAUCACGCAAUAUCCCCCGGGUCUUCGUUUGUUUCGUCGGGGACCAGCCUGCAUGGCUCAGCUGCCGACAGAACCGUACCCGAGCCAUUAUCCUCUCUCAACAUCUCCUAUGGGCAGCAGCAGGGACCGAUUCUCGAUCCCGAUUUGGACCUGGAAUCUAUGUGGAUCGAUUGGCAGAUGGAUGAUGUCGGUGGUGGGUUUGUGCCGGAAAUGGCGUAUGAAACCCCGUGCAGCCAGCCAUUCUCAUGA